AUGGCGCUUCAAGCCGGAGCUCUGGUCACCUCUAAGUGGCUGGCGGAGGUUGCAAAGACGCAGAGGAAAACGCGCAUCUUGGAUUCCUCUUGGUAUUUGCCCAAAUUGCGGCGAAACGCGAAAAGCGAGUUCAAGAAGAGGCACAUCCCAGGCGCGGCUUUCUUUGACAUCGAUCAGUGCUGCGAUAAAACCUCUCCUCUGGACCACAUGUUGCCUCCGGGGAAGGUUUUUGCUGACUAUGUCGGGAAUUUGGGAAUAGAGAGCGACACGCACGUCGUGGUGUACGACUGCAGUGAGGUCGGUGCGUUCUCCGCGCCGCGCGUGUGGUGGAUGUUCCGGGCGUUUGGACACAGCGCCGUGUCUGUGUUGAACAGGGGCUUCAGGAACUGGCAGCUGGAGGGUCGACCGGUGAGCGACCACCACAGCAGACCCGCUCCCACCGAGUUCAAGGCGUCUCUGAACCGUUCCUGGAUAAAGACCUACGAGGACAUCCUCGAUAACCUCGACACCAAGGAGUUUCAGGUGCUGGAUGCCAGGCCGGCUGGCAGGUUCAGGGGACUGGACCCUGAACCCAGAGACAACACGGAGCCCGGCCACAUCCCCGGCUCCAUCAGCAUUCCCUUCCACUCCUUCCUCGCCCCUUCGGGUCACUUCCCUCCCAAAGAGCAACUCCAGGAUAUCUUUGUCCGCGCCGGUGUGGACCUCAGCCGCCCCAUAUGCGUCUUGUGUGGCUCGGCGGUGACCGCAUGCCACGUGGCACUGGCAGCCCAUGAGAGUGGACACCCAGGGGUGUCGGUGUAUGACGGCGGAUGGUCGGAGUGGUAUACACGCGCCCUUCCAGAGCACGUCAUAUCCGAAGGCAGAGGGAAACAUCUGUUAUUGGUCUAGAAGACUACAUGGUCUGGGAUUGGAUUGCCCAAAUAUCUUUUUAUGCCAUAAAGCUAAAGCCAGCAGUGGAUUAUCUCCGAUCAGUGAUAUCUGCAGUACAUGGAAUCAGUAACCUCCACUGAAUUUUACUGACGUACAACUGUUAUUUAAUGAUCAAUCCGUAUAGAAUAAAAGGUGUAGCAUUGCCAUGUUCAGCGAUGAACACUGGAUUUUAGUUGGUCUCAGCAUAUGUGUUAAACACAUUUCACAGAAUGUUGAAUUUCUGCUUUAACACCAAUUCAAAAGUAAGGCUAAGUCUUGUCAUUCCAUCAUUAUAUACCGUACACAUGCACACACACACACACACACACAAUGGUGAAUUACUCUGUUGAGUUUUACCAAUAUAUAAACACUUAACUGGAGUAGGGCUGGGCGAUAUGGACCAAAAGUCAUAUCUCGAUAUUUUCUAGCUAAAUGGCGAUACUCGAUAUAUAUCGAUAUUUUUUCUGUGGC
Molecule: messenger RNA, 1380 nt
Organism: Cololabis saira (Pacific saury)
Lineage: Eukaryota; Metazoa; Chordata; Actinopteri; Beloniformes; Belonidae
Product: 3-mercaptopyruvate sulfurtransferase-like
Exons: 2
Coding region: 1-888 (295 amino acids)
Biological process (GO): transsulfuration
Cellular component (GO): mitochondrion
Molecular function (GO): thiosulfate-cyanide sulfurtransferase activity
Source: RefSeq, a predicted model, not a curated record